Messenger RNA from Bipolaris victoriae FI3, 204 nucleotides. RefSeq lists its product as hypothetical. The coding region runs from base 1 to 204 and encodes 67 amino acids. The transcript has a single exon. The record is from RefSeq and is a predicted model, not a curated record. Lineage: Eukaryota; Fungi; Ascomycota; Dothideomycetes; Pleosporales; Pleosporaceae.
AUGGCGCAUCGCCUAAGUGACAUUUGUCCGAGCCUUACUGCGCGGAUGCGUCGCUGUCUAAUCUUAGUCGGGAAGCUGCGCAGGAACACGGCUGCUAGUGUGCAGAUGAUAGCUCGGCCCGCGAGUCAGCGGAGUAUGCUCGCUUCGGUUGGGUUGGGCCGACUGCCCACUGCUGAGCGAUGGAAUCGGGUGCACUCGAUCUAG